This is a messenger RNA of Microplitis mediator, 4260 nucleotides long. Its product is annotated as SOSS complex subunit B homolog. Gene Ontology annotation, biological process: response to ionizing radiation; mitotic cell cycle checkpoint signaling; double-strand break repair via homologous recombination. The coding region runs from base 330 to 1037 and encodes 235 amino acids. The transcript is spliced from 3 exons. The record is from RefSeq and is a predicted model, not a curated record. Gene Ontology annotation, molecular function: DNA binding. Gene Ontology annotation, cellular component: SOSS complex. NCBI's taxonomy places the organism in Eukaryota, Metazoa, Arthropoda, Insecta, Hymenoptera, Braconidae.
CAUUGCUCCAAUGGACACCCUGGAAGUAACAAGUCUUGUGGUUUGCACUUAACAAAUAAAGGCAAACCAGUGCCAUAAAAUAAACAAUAAUUAAAUAUUUAAGUUAAAAUUAAAUAAUUAAAACAACAUAAAUUAAUUAUCAUCUGCAAAUAAUAAUCAUAAUAUAUAUCAUCAAUGAAGUUUUUAAAACAACAAAAAGAAACAAAAGACAAAAGGCCCUAAACAAUUGUUGAUAAUUAAUUGUUCAAUAAGCAGAAGUUUCGAGUUUUAAGUUCAAAGUGGGUGUUAAGUGUUUAAUUAAAAGUGUAACACAUUGGAUACCAAAGACAAUGGAUUACGUGUUGAUAAAAGACAUACGACCCGGACAGAAAAAUAUAAAUGUGGUAUUUAUUGUUCUUGAGGUUGGACACCCUACAAUAACUAAAGAAAACCGCGAAGUUCGAACAUUUAAAGUUGCCGAUUCAACCGCGUGUAUGAAUGUCUCGAUUUGGGACGAACCCGGACAAUUACUGGUACCUGGUGAUAUUGUCAGACUUACUAAAGGAUACGCGUCUGUUUGGAGACAAUGUUUGACUUUGUACUCGGGUAAAAAUGGUGAUAUACAAAAAAUAGGUGAAUUUUGUAUGGUUAUUAAUGAACAAUUAAAUAUGAGCGAACCUAAUCCGGCAUUAGCACAACAACUUGUUAAUCAAGGUGGUUCUGGACCACCUGGUAAUAUUAAUAAUACUAUUACUAAUAAUGGAAAUGCUAAUAAUAUUGCUGGCACACCAAGACAAUCACCAAUUGCUAUUCAAAGCAACUCAACUACACCAAAUACACCAGCAACGGCAAGUAGUUCAGCUAAAAGUGGGAAUGGUGGUGGUGGUGGUGCUGGUACUGCUGGAGGAGGUACCAGUUCAACAGGAUUACCUGGAGGUUCUGCAAGAUUCACAGCUAAUGAAAGCACUCCAAAGACAACAACUAAUCCAUCGACUGGGAAAACCAGCGCACGUGGCCGAGGUAAUUACAGGAAUGGAGGCCGCAGUGAUCGCAGAUAACAUCACGAAUCCCCAAUAAAUUCAACUGUAAAAAAUUGUGUCUAAAUUAAAUGAGACUUUUAUAAACUCGUCUCAUUUAAAUGUAAAAUAUUGUGUUCUCAACACUCAUGUACAGUACGCGAAUAACGUUUCAUUAUUUUUUUUUUUUUUUGUUUUCACUUAAAUUAUUAAAUGUAAACAGGUGUUUUUAUGCUUAUAUUUAAUUUAAUCCCAUACUUUUCGAGAUACUUUUUUUUUCUUUGAGUGAAGAAUUGUCUACUUUAAAUAAUUGUCAGUAUAAAUUUUAAUUGAUGGUUAUCAAUAAGAGUAUUUUAUUUAAAUAGCCACACACAUGCAGUAAAAAAGAGUUCGUCAAAAUCUACACAUGUUGUGUGUAAAAAAAAGUCACACACGUUUAUGUUAAAAGUAAAAAUUUUCCAAUAAUUAUUUUGUUAUGGUCACGAAUAUUUUUUCUGCCCUCCGGUCGGAAAGUGAAAACUUUGAACGAAGUUGUAACUUUCCGUUUCCGUCGAGCAGAAAAAUAGUAUACGCACCUUGGCCAGUAAAAAAAAAAAAAGCCUCAGGCCACAUGUUUGUCAGCCUCGACCAACAAUUACAUGUGAUCUGAGACCUUUCUUAUUUUUCUGGCCUAGAUAUGUAAUAUGCUAUCAACAUAUAUUGUGUUAAUUUAAGAGCAAUCUUUUAAAAAGUAUUACUUUCGAAUAAAAUAACAUUUUUAAAAAGUCAAUCAAUUAAAGCUGAUCAAGCAAAAGAAUAAUUAACGCGUUUUUUUUUACACUUUGAUGAAUCCUUUAUUACUGUGUAGACAAAUGAUUUUUUGUAUGAUUCAAUUUACUGAUGAACCUUAAAAUCAAAUUUAAUUUUAGUAUUAAAAACUCAUUAGUUUGAUAAGAGUUCAGUAUCACGACUGGUCAACUCAUGAUAUAUCAAUUUUCUUAUUUUAAAAAUAUUACUUUCGGGUUAAUUUUGAAAUGCUUGUACUUUUUCGAAAUAAUGUAUCCGUUGAUAAUAUUUACUAGUAUUUUAAUUUUACAGAUGUUCAUUAAUAACAUAAAGUACAGUAUCAGAUAUUUUUUUUAUAAGUUUUUAAGUUAUGAAAUAUUAAUGUGUAUCAAGCAACAUGUUGAUCUAACGCACAUGUUUUAUGUCUACAUCGAAUAAAGAUUAUUUCCCAUGGAUACUAGUGACAGAUGAAGCAACAGCUUUAUCUCGAGUGCGUCAUCAGCUCAUCAGUAAAGCUUUUGAAUGUAUUUUACUUUUCACUGUAUCUAGAUAUACAUAUACUAGAAAUAUAAAACUGUGUGGAUGUUGUUUACUUCGCCGUCCUUAGUAAUAGAUAGAAAAAUAAUUUAUAUAUUUUUAAUACUCCAUUUUAUAACUAAAAAAAUGUGACCAGUCGCGAUUCUAAAUUAUCUUAUUUUUUUUAAAUCAUUACAUUUUUUCAGUAAAAAAUUAAAAUUUUAAUUCAAUUGUUUCUCAUAAUUAAUUAAAUUAAAUUAUAAUUAUCCUCAAAAGUAAUCAUAUACUUUUUUUAGGAUUUAUUCUUAAAUAAAAAUUCUAAAUAUACAAUAAAGAGAAGGGCUUAAUGUUUAAUAAGGAAAUAGACCCAAUUAUUGACACGAUAAAAAGUAGGGUAGAAAUUGAAACUUUAAUCAAUUUUUAAAAAUAGAAAAACGCCACGACAUGCAAUAAAUUGUUGGUAAAUAAAACCAUUGAUGUAUAAAGAAUGUGAUAAUUUUAAUUAUUUAAAUUGAUAAAAAUAUUAAAUUUUCUCAUCAUAUUUUAAGGAUAAAGAAAAACUUGGGAUUACGAGGAGUACGAAUAUCUCCAUGUAUUUUAAUAGAUCUAGAGCAUCUUAAGUAGCACACUUGGUUUUGAGGCUGUUUUUUGACCUAUCGAUUACACCGAAAUAUUUACAAAGCGAUUAGAAAUUUAUCACCGAAAAAAUAUCUGCUUAGAGAACUUGACACAAGCGAUGACAAAAAGUAAAUUGCAAUUAAUGGCCAAAUAAGUCAUCUAAAUAAUUUUUUAAUUUAAAUUAUUUUUUUAGGACAGAAAAAAAGACGAAUUUCCUAUGAUUCCUAAGACCGACAUACAGAUGUCUUAUUUAUAUAAAAAAAACUUGGCAUUAAGACAAAAAUUGUCUUGUCCUUUUAAAAGAAAAAUGUUUAUGACAUUUAAAGGUGUGUCUGUGCUACUACCCUGUUAUGACAAAACGACGUAUCUCGAGAUACGCUGUUUUGUCGUAACAAAGUUAAAAAGGUUUAUUUAGUGUCACUUAAUAAUAGGGUAUCAUCAAAAUUUUACUAAUUUAAUUAAUUAUGCCAAUAAUAUUGAUCAAAUGUGUGUAUAAAAGAAAUGAAAAAAAAACGUAUCUUUUUUGCAUUGGAAAUUUAAUUCUUUGAGUUACAACGCUUUGUCAUAACAAUUUCAUCUAUUUAUCAAAAUAAGAAUUAGUUUCUUACGAUACAAAAAACGUAUCUCGAGUUACAACGUUUUGUCAUAACAGAAAUUAAUUUUUCUGUUAAAUUGUACUCAAAUUCUGUUAAAACUUUAAACGCUAUUUUCUCAAAACUAUAAUUUUUGAGAUACGUCGUUUUGUCAUGACAGGGCAGACUUGUGAUAGUUCAGAGGAAAAAAACCAAGACGUAAAUAUACAAUAAAUAAAUGCGUUCAGAGCGGCAAGUCAAACUUGCCGAUAAUAUUAUUUUGUUAUAUUUAAUAUAAAUAAUAAAUAAAAGUUUUAAACGCAAUUUCCAUGCUUCUGAUAAUUCAAUAAAUAGUCUACUGUUAGUAAAUAUGAAUUAUUUUGUAUGAUUACUUCAAUUUAUCAAUUAUUGAUAUGACGUUUAUUCUUCAUUGGUGUCGAAGUUUCGUGCUCUUUUCAAGGACGUCUCAAAAUUGCUACUUUUUUUUUAUCUAAUUCUGUACGUUAUAAAUUUCUUUUAAAAAUAUUUAAGUGAAUAAUUCAUUUUAAAAAAGUGUCAAUAAUCGGGUCUUUGAGCUAAUUAUCAUUUGGUAUUUCCAUGAUUAUUUAAAUAAAAGUCGUAAUUUAUUUAAAAAAGAUCAAAAUUCCGAUAAAUUUAUCAGUGAAUAUUCUGAUAAAAAAUAAUUUUUUAAAAUAUGUAAAAAUAAAAAUAUUAAAUAAUACUAUACGAUUACUAUCGUUAUUGAUAAUUAAGAUUUAUGCUAACAAUUAUUUUAAAAAACAAACCAAUCACUC